Molecule: messenger RNA, 1401 nt
Organism: Rhinichthys klamathensis goyatoka
Lineage: Eukaryota; Metazoa; Chordata; Actinopteri; Cypriniformes; Leuciscidae
Product: probable flap endonuclease 1 homolog
Exons: 11
Coding region: 111-1163 (350 amino acids)
Cellular component (GO): nucleus
Molecular function (GO): magnesium ion binding; manganese ion binding; DNA binding
Source: RefSeq, a predicted model, not a curated record
GGCAACCACGUGAGCUCUGCGACCAUGCGGAAAUGAAGAUGUGUGAUGAAGGACAAUAACAUCUGUCCUACCCACCAACACGAUUAGAGUAAAAACAUUUUUAAUUUAAAAUGGGGAUUACAAAGUUAGCGCAUUUAAUUCAUUUUGACGCUCCAGCGUCAAUGCGCAACAAAGAGAUCGGUGAUUAUUCGGGAAAGAUUAUCGCACUAGAUACAUCUAUUGUGGUGAAUCAGUUUCGCACAGCUCUCCCCAGCCAUCUGAAGCUAAGCCCUCUCACAGGCUUGUUUUACCGCACUCUUACUUUCCUGGAGCAUGACAUCAAGCCUGUCUUUGUACUUGAUGGCAGACCGCCCAGUCAAAAGAGAGCCGUGCUGGAGAAAAGAGCUCAAAUCACUGGCUAUAACAGCUUGCAGAGCUCCAACACAGGGUCCAACUUUAAACAAGACUGCCUACGUCUCCUAAAGCUCAUGGGUGUGCCGUGUAUCCAGGCUCCAGGUGAAGCAGAGGCACUGUGUGCCCACCUGGUCAAAAGUGGCACAGUUAAUGCUGUAGCCUCAGAGGACAUGGACACACUGGCAUUCGGAGGGACUGUUCUUCUUCGACAGCUCAAUGCAAAGAGAGACAGUGAGGUGACAGAGUACUCCUUACCAAAUCUAUUGAAAGCUCUACAGCUGACAUAUGAACAGUUUGUUGACCUGUGUAUCUUGCUGGGCUGUGACUACUGUGAUAAGAUUGGGGGUCUUGGGCCGAGUCGGGCAUUGAAGCUUGUUAAACAACAUCAUACAAUAGAGGGUGUGAUGGAACAUGUCAACAAAAAGACACACCCUAUCCCUCCAAACUGGCAGUACAAGGAUGCCCGGAAGCUGUUUUUUGAAACACCACAAAUUGACGACCCUGUUCUGGCCUGGAGUGAGCCUGAUGAAGAGGGACUGGUGCAGUUCCUGUGCAAGGAGAAGCCUUUGAAGGAGGAAAGGGUGCGGGGACGCAUGAAGAAGUUUCGCGAGUCUCUCUUAAAGAGAAGGAAGCAGAGGGAGGUGGAUGAGAAAAUGGGCCUAACUAGACAGUCACGACUUGAAGAUUAUUUCCCUGCAACACGAAGGAGAAAGGCUGAAUCUGCAGCUGUGGGAGGAUCCAGUGGGAGAAAACGAUCAAAAAUUGAAUAAGACGGACCAUUUUUAAUCUUGGAUCUUAAAGCAUUGAUCAAACCAUCAUGUGGACAGAAGAGUUAAAAGUAUAAUGGCAUCGAUCUAUUUUAGAUAUUUUAGUAUUUUAUUAUGUUCAAAUGGCAAAAUAAUGUAAAACAAGUGCCAAGAAAGGGUAUAAUUUUAAAUAAUGCUUGUAACUUUUAUGUUUGGGAGCCUGUAUUAAAUUACAGUAAACCUCUUUUUAUUUCUAAAUGUA